Messenger RNA from Microbotryum saponariae, 1772 nucleotides. NCBI's taxonomy places the organism in Eukaryota, Fungi, Basidiomycota, Microbotryomycetes, Microbotryales, Microbotryaceae. The record is from the annotation of a GenBank genome assembly.
AUGGUUUCGUUCAAAACUUUCGUCGCGCUGCCUUUGCUCGCCUCGGUCGCCUCGGCUGCCUGCUCGGGCCAUCGACGCCACCACGCCAAGGUCGCGGCAUCGAUCUCGGCCUCGGCUGCUGCACCCACCUCGACCGCCUCGACGGGCUCGUCAGGCGUCAAUGCCAACCUGGCCGCUCAGAAACAAUCCUCUUCGACUUCAAGCGCCAGCUCGUCCACUUCCACUUCGAGCUCGAGUUCGUCGAGCUCAUCGUCGAGCGUCGGCUGGGGCCUUAAGGGGAUGAAGAAAAACAACAUCGCUUUCGGGUGGUUGCCCGAUGAUGGUGAGUGAUGCGGUGCCGCUUUCUACAUCUCAUCGAGUUGGCUUCGGCUCCAAUCGACUUCGCAUUUCGUAUGGCACGCUCCAUUCGGAGGCCGGCUCGCGCGAUCGAGUUUUCCUUUGUUCCAGAGGGGCGUCGGUUGCGCGUGCUUGAGCCGGCCCGACACCUGCGGUUGUGCCAACCGCAACACGUGGACUCUGACCUGACAUCUGAUGUAUCAUAAUUGGGCGCACAGGGUCGGGAGGUGGAACGUCGCAAACGAUCCAACAGAUCGAGUCCGCCAUGGGCCAGCAAACCUCGGCACAGGGGUGGUACGCUCAGGCCCAGUCGGGCACCCUCUUCGACGGCAAUCAACUGCUCUGGCGCAUGGACCAGAUUAAGACCGGUGGUGUCUUCCAACCGGCUGUCAUGCCGACUGGUGCGUUUCCCGUGUUGCUGCCUGGUCAUCCUGAGUUUGCGGCUGGCUGACCCUGGCGCGCUCCUGAUGAUCUUUUCUCUGAUCUCCUUACCUUGCUAGGUGGUUGGUGGGGUCUUACCGCGAGCGACAAUCGGCAAGCGGUCGCCAUUUGCAAAGUCAUGAAGAGUGAGUCGGUUUACCUCUUGUCUCUGUCGUACACUGUCUGCGAGCUGUAUACUGACAGGCUUGCUCGGAAACCGUGAACACCUUGACUGAUCUUAUCUUUUCCCGUCUUAUCGCAGAAUUCACCGACCAGGGUAUCGAGGUGUGGCUUCGCUUCGCCCACGAGGUGAACUACUACCAAGAAGACGGCACCUACCAAGGUGACGCCAGCGACUUCAAGGCCGGCUGGGCUGCCGUCUCCGCCGCUUGCAAGCAGAUCGCCCCCGCUGUGAAGAUGUGGUACACCCCCAGUCAGUCCCAACAGAUUGCCUCGAGGUGCUUUAUCGACCGGGUUCUGAACGUCUGACUACAUUUCAUAGACAUCGCCGAUGAGUCCCAAUACGACGCGUACUACCCCGAUGAUCCUUCGACCGUCGAUCUCAUCGGCAUCGACUUCUACCCCAAGGAGACCUCGGGCUACGAUUUCGUUAGCUUCAUGAAGCCGUUCCACGAUAAGUACACCACUUCCAGUGGUCCCUACUUCGCCAUUGGUGAGAUCGGUAACGGUGUGGCGACCAACAUGGCGCAACGACUGGCCUGGCUCCAAAAUAUCAUGUCGACCAACACAAAGUCGCAGAUGCCCCAGUUCAUCGCUUGCUCUUGGGUGAGUACACCUUGACCUCCAUGUCUCAAAAUCGAACGCUCAUCUAAUAUCUCACUGUUUUCGUUUGUGUUCCAACAGUUCAACUACCACAAGGUAUGGACACCCACUCUUGCUGCUUCCGUAUCAGCUGCAGACACUGAUUCUAGAGUCCAUCUCGCUGUGCACAGGGUUAUGAUUUCCGAAUUGCCGCUGUUGAUGGUGAUUCGGUCAUCAAGUCCUACUUUUCAUAA